AUGUGCAAAUUUAUUCUCCUGGACUAUCCAGCCACAACUCGUCGAUUGAGCGAAGAGGAGCGUCAGCUAGCAACAGUGCGCAUUUUGCAAGAUAAGCAAGCUACAACUUCACAUGCAACGAGGAAGUUGAAGCCAUGGGACGCGUUUAUUGCGGCUAUUGUUGACCUCAGGACGUAUUUCUUCAUGGCCAUGUAUCUUCUUGACAACGGAUGCGCCACAAUCAACUACUUCGUCCCAACUGUCCUCAGCGAUAUGGGCUAUGGUGGAGUCAUGGCUCAGUGGAUGACAGUCCCUGUGUGGAUCGUCGGAACAAUCUUUCUCGUUCUUGUGCCCCAGUCUUCGGAUCGAUUCCAGGAUCGCAGAUGGCACGUAGUUGGUGCCUUCGUUCUUGCUUUUGUGUCGGGCAUUAUCAUUGUGACUGUCAAUGGCACCGCAGCUCGAUACACUUUCAUCUGCUUUUACAUCUCGGGUGUGUACGCGGCAUUCCCGUUAAUCCUAACAUGGGCAUCGGAAACCAUGUCUCUGCCUGUUGAGAAGCGAGCCGUUGCCAUUGCUGCGGUAAAUGCAGUAGGAAAUUUGGCAGCCGUUUAUGGCAGCUACAUGUGGCCAUCGAGGGACGCACCAGAUUACAAGCCUGGAUUUACGGCCAUGGUGGGAAUGUGUGGUGGUGCGGCACUACUUGCAGCCAUGAUGCCGAUUCUGUUCAAGUUCUUGCCAAAGUUCAGGACGAAAGCCGAGAAAGAGCUGGAAACCAUCGAUGGGCAUGUGGAGUAG
This is a messenger RNA of Phaeoacremonium minimum UCRPA7, 774 nucleotides long. Its product is annotated as putative major facilitator superfamily transporter protein. NCBI's taxonomy places the organism in Eukaryota, Fungi, Ascomycota, Sordariomycetes, Togniniales, Togniniaceae. Gene Ontology annotation, biological process: transmembrane transport. The record is from RefSeq and is a predicted model, not a curated record. Gene Ontology annotation, cellular component: membrane. The transcript is spliced from 2 exons. Bases 1 to 774 code for a protein of 257 amino acids. Gene Ontology annotation, molecular function: transmembrane transporter activity.